UGUGAGUGUGGCGCGACAGUCGUUUCAGUUGUUAAAGAUUUUUCAGAGAUUUACUGGGAUUGACAGCACCACAAACAAAAAAUGAGUUAUUAAGUAAACAGAGAUAAAUAUCAAAUCGCUCGAAAAUACAAAUUACUAAAAUGUGGAAACUUCAACCAACGGAAUCUGGAGGGGAAAGCUUAUUUCUGCUUUCUGGUCAGACGUAUGUGGUCGGCCGUAAGAAUUGUGAGAUACUGCUGUCCAAUGACCAGUCCAUCAGCCGUGUGCAUGCCCGCCUCACUGUCACUGAGCAGGGAAUCUCGUUGAAAGAUAGCUCGAAAUAUGGCACUUUCGUCAAUGACGAGAAGCUCGAGGCUGGCUCCACGAAGAGCCUGCAGACUGGAGACAGGGUCACAUUUGGGGUCUUUCAAAGCAAGUUCAGGUUGGAGAAAGAGUCUAUUGUGGUCUGUUCUUCAUGUGUUGAUAAUGAAGGGAAGGUCUCCCUCUCUCAGGACGUGCGCUCCAUAGGGGGGCGUCUGGUCAACUCGUGGACACCUGACUGCACACAUCUCGUCAUGCCCACUGUAAAGGUCACCAUAAAGACAAUCUGUGCCUUGCUGUGCUGUCGACCUAUAGUAAAGCCGGAAUAUUUCAGUGCGUUUAGCAAAGCUGUACAGCAAAAACUGCCUUUGCCUAAACCUGAGAGAUUCAGGCCUCAGGUUGAUGAGCCCACCCUGACUAAAGAGGAUCUGGACCUUGGCGCUCGGCCUGAGAGAAAGAGUCUCUUCAAAGGGAAAACAUUUGUAUACUUCAACUCAAAACAGAUGAAGCGUUUAAGUCAGGCAGUGAGUUGUGGAGGUGCUGUGAGUCAGCUGUUGGAGGAGGGCUCUUUGCCUCUUUCGCUCCUGGAGUCAAGCAGCACUUGUGUGGUGGACAUGAUAUCUGACAACUCGCAAGCUCUGAUCCCUCCCACCACCAAGAAAUGGGUGGACUCUGUGGCACAGAUUUUGCAGAGAAAAGGCUUGCGCUUUAUCACAGAAUCUGAGAUUGGAUUGGCUGCCAUUCAUUUAAGUAAUCAAACAUACUGCAAUCCUUGCUCAUCUAUACAUUCUGAAUCGGUCAAAAAGAAGGCAGUCAUGGCUUCAGAGACACUCUCUCAGAACACUGCUGUGGAUGAGACGGCUCUCCCAGCACCUUCUCAGAACAUCACAGCCUAUGUGGUAAACACUGAGGUCUCACAUGACCAAAGCAGGAUAGAAACAAGUGGAAUUAGUGCUGUUGGUGAGACUCCAGAGAAGACACACCCUGCACAAAGGGCUUUACAGCUUCCCACAUUGUCAAAAACAAAACCAUCUCUCGGCCCAGAACCUUCAACUUCUCGCAUUAUCACUGAGACCAUGAUGUCACCAGAGAGCUCCAGUGGGGCUGAACCUGAGCAGAGGUCGAAGACCGGUUUUGCUUCUUCAGGCAGGGGUCUAGAUGGCUCUUUGAAAUUGACAACUCCUCUAAAACCGUCUUCACAGAAACAGUCAGCUUUCACAAACUAUUUCCAGCCUGUAAGCAAGAAAAGAUCGCGUGAAGAUAGUGCCAGUUCGGUCCAGUCAGAGGCCAAAAUCUCCAGAAAAGACGAUGAGGUCAAAGAGGAUGAGUUGAAGAAGAAUUCCGCUCCUUUAUAUGCCCAGCAAAGUUCCUCCGACAGUAGAUCUCACAAAACCUCAAGUACGGCCCAAAACCAGCGUAAUUUAAGUGCCAGUCUGGGUAUGAGCUCAGAUCACAGUGUGGCCCAACCAGGAAAGGGUUGUGGGUCCACUCAAAGUUCUGGCAGCAAAAAGAGAAAAGAACCAGAGCAGGAUGUCCCAUCAGGCCCAGACAAAGAUGCUGAUUUAGACCUGUCACUUGAAGAGCUCGAGUCCAUCAUGUCUGAGGAGAUGGAUGAGCCUCUGCAGAUUACAGCCAAUAAAAAACAAUGUCUCGAGUCAGGAAGGAGCAGCGCAGCCAACAACCCUCAACUACCCAAUCAGCAAAAAAGCAAGUCGAAUCAGCAAAUUAGUGCCAGCAACUUGCAGUUGGAUAGAAAAGGCCCGACUGUAACAAAUCAGGUCUCUGAGAGUCAGUCAAAGAGAUCAUCCAAUCAAGCACCAAAUUCGGAGCUGGAAACGCAUAGUUUAGCCAUUGGGGUGAAAAGGCCGGAAACAGAUGUCAAGGAGGAGGAGGUGUCCUUUGUGACUUCAAGGACCCAAAAUGGGGUUUCUCAGGACUGUAAAGAUGUAGCCAAACAGGAAGUGAAGUUUUCUGACAAAACCACUGUUUCUCCGAAGACCUCAGUGUCUCUGUCUGGAACCGAGAAUGACCCUGAGUUACCCCAGAGGCUUGUACAGAUUGAAUUUAUGUCCCUGACUGUGAGUAACUCCUCAAGAUCAAGACCCAUCCCACUACAGACCCACAACCCCAAUGGCAAGAAUGUCAAAAGGUUCUGCAAGACAUCCGUCCCUGGUUUAAAAGGGCUGCCCAAUAUUAUCGGAGGUUCUGAUUUGGUUGCUCACAAUCGCAGCAAGAACUCUGAAUUGGAGGAGUGGCUCAGGCAUGCCGCCGAGGAAGAAAAACAGAAUGAACGAGAAGAGACUUUGGGUGAUGAUUUGUUCAGGUACAACCCUAGAACCACCAGGAGAUAAUGGUUCAUAAAGCUGCUUUUCUCUUCGAAGACAAGUUCUGCAUUGUCAUAUAGCCCUACUUUGGCAGUUCCACAGUAAUAAUGGCCGAGCUUUUAAUGUCCUAAACCCCACACGAAAUGAUUCGCAAAGAAAAAAACUGUUUGAUUUUUAUAAGAGGUUUAUUUGUCUAUAAUAAAAAUACUGUGUACAAAACAUAUGUAUAUUAAAGGUUUUACAAAUCUGAGCAAUCGCAUAUCAUCACACCAACAUUGCAUUCAACUUGUUUUAAGCAGCCUGCUUCACAUCGUCCUGCAAUAAAUUAAAUGACUGUUGACUUCA
Molecule: messenger RNA, 2969 nt
Organism: Triplophysa dalaica
Lineage: Eukaryota; Metazoa; Chordata; Actinopteri; Cypriniformes; Nemacheilidae
Gene: nbn
Product: nibrin
Exons: 16
Coding region: 141-2651 (836 amino acids)
Biological process (GO): mitotic G2 DNA damage checkpoint signaling; telomere maintenance; double-strand break repair via homologous recombination
Cellular component (GO): Mre11 complex; nucleus
Molecular function (GO): protein binding; damaged DNA binding
Source: RefSeq, a predicted model, not a curated record